This is a messenger RNA of Fonsecaea erecta, 1314 nucleotides long. RefSeq lists its product as hypothetical. NCBI's taxonomy places the organism in Eukaryota, Fungi, Ascomycota, Eurotiomycetes, Chaetothyriales, Herpotrichiellaceae. Gene Ontology annotation, molecular function: hydrolase activity, acting on carbon-nitrogen (but not peptide) bonds. Bases 1 to 1314 code for a protein of 437 amino acids. The record is from RefSeq and is a predicted model, not a curated record. The transcript has 2 exons.
AUGAGUUCAACAGUUAUCCAUUCUGUCGUGCUAUUUGACGGCCACAAAACCCACACGAACGCUACUGUUGUUUUCGAUUCGAACAGCGGCAAGAUCACAUCUGUCUCGACUGGUUCCGGCAGCGCUCAACACCCCCAGGGGGCAACCAUUAUUGAUGGAACAGGCCACAGUCUUAUUCCAGGACUGAUUGAGUCUCACAUGCAUUGCCACGGCCUGCAUCUACCUCCCGGAUCGGACGAGUCGACAGUCUUGACAUCUCCCCUGAAAUGCGGUGUCACCACUGUCUGCGACAUGCACUCUGACCUGGGAUCUGUGAACAAAUGGCGCACAGCCAUCGCGGAGGAGCUUACAAGGGCCAAGAAAGCUGGUGGGACAGUUACUUCAUCUGACCUGAAGAGCUCGCUCUAUGGUGCCACUAUUGAAGGAGGGUGGCCAAAACCGAUCGUCCUUUCCGGUCAUCCGACGGAGGAGGUGAUUGAAAUGGUCAAGCAGUGGCCCAGCUUGACACCGGAGACUGCAGCAGAUUAUGUCAAGAAUCACAAGGCGAACGGGGCAAACUAUAUCAAGCUAAUGCAGGAGAAUUGCUGUUCGCUCGCCAUCCCCACGAAUUCGAUACCAGUUGCCACCCUCGAGCUCCAAACCGCGGUUGUCAAAGCAGCCCACGACCAUGGUCUUCCGUGUGUUGGACACGCAUUGAGCGCUGACAUGACCGAGAUUGUCCUCAAGGCCGGAGCGGAUGGCCUCACCCACACCUUCGUUGAUCAACCUCUCCCGCAGAACAUCAUCGACCUCUACAAAAAGACUGGCGCAUUUGUGAUUCCAACAUUGACUGUGCUGGCUAGCCUAACGGCUGAACUCCAGGAUUGGAGGGAGAGAUUUGCUGACCUUGCGUACAAGAAGGGCGUUGUUGACGAGGCGACCAAGCAGAACAUGGUUGAAGUGCUCGGCAUGAAGGAUCCAGCCGCCAAACUGGAAUACGCCCUUGACACCGUGGCAAAAUUCAAGAAAGAAGGUAUCGACGUCGUUGCUGGGACAGAUGCUGUAGCAGGUCUCAAGGGCACUGGGAUCGGCCCCAGCCUAUGGAUGGAGCUGGAGCUGUAUACCCAGAAAUGCGACUUCACCAUCCCAGAAGCCUUGAGCUCUGCCACGGCAGUAGCCGCGAAGAGGUUUGGUUUCGCGGAUCGUGGCGAAGUAACUGAAGGCAAACGGGCCGACCUUGUCCUUGUGAAAGGAAAUGUCACCGAGAGGCUGCAAAAUCUGUGGGAAGGCGAGGGCAUCGUCGGAGUUUGGAAGGAGGGUCUCAAGGCUGCUUAG